This is a messenger RNA of Acomys russatus (golden spiny mouse), 1324 nucleotides long. RefSeq names its product septin 14 (gene Septin14). Gene Ontology annotation, molecular function: molecular adaptor activity; GTP binding; GTPase activity. The coding region runs from base 26 to 1324 and encodes 432 amino acids. The record is from RefSeq and is a predicted model, not a curated record. Lineage: Eukaryota; Metazoa; Chordata; Mammalia; Rodentia; Muridae. The transcript has 9 exons. Gene Ontology annotation, cellular component: septin ring; septin complex; microtubule cytoskeleton. Gene Ontology annotation, biological process: cytoskeleton-dependent cytokinesis.
UUUCUUUCAGCCUUUUCACUCUGACAUGGCAGAAAAACCACCGAACAUGCCCACACAAACACCUAACAAUGAAGAUACACAAACUGAGAACAUCCGUUGCUUAGCCACUCUUGAACAUUUUGGGUUUGAGUGUUUGCCCACUCAGAUGGUGAACAGAUCCAUCCAGAAAGGAUUCUCUUUCAAUAUUCUCUGCGUGGGAGAAACUGGAAUUGGAAAAUCAACGCUGAUCAACACACUGUUCAAUACCAACAUGAAAGAGAGCAAGACCUCCCACUUCUAUCCAAAAGUUGGACUUAAAGUGAAGACAUAUGAACUUCUGGAAAGAAAUAUUCCACUGAGAUUGACUGUUGUGAAAACAGUGGGAUAUGGAGAUCAAAUAAACAAGGAAGCCAACUACCAGCCAGUAGUUGACUACCUGGACGCUCAGUUUGAGGCCUACCUCCAGGAGGAGCUGAAGAUCCAGCGCUCUCUGGCCGACUAUCAGGACUCUCGCAUCCACGCCUGUCUUUACUUCAUUGCACCCACAGGGCAUUCUCUCAAGUCCCUGGACCUGUUAACGAUGAAGAACAUCGACAAGAGGGUGAACAUCAUACCACUGAUUGCCAAAGCCGACUCACUUUCCAAAAGCGACCUACAGAAAUUCAAGAGCAACAUCAUGAGGGAACUGGUGAGCCAUGGAGUUCAGAUAUAUCAGUUCACGGCAGACGACAGUGAAGCAACUGCUCCAGAAAACACAUCAAUGAACGGAAUAUUACCUUUUGCUGUGGUAGGAAGUAUGGAGGAGGUGAAAGUCGGAAAAAGGAUGGUCAGAGGUCGUCAUUACCCGUGGGGGGUUUUGCAAGUGGAAAAUGAAAAUCAUUGUGACUUUGCGAAGCUCCGGAAUCUGCUUCUGUGUACUAAUAUGGAAGAUCUGAAAGACCAAACCCACACCCAGCAUUAUGAAUGCUACAGGAGCAACAGGCUGCAGAAACUGGGCUUCCGUGAUGUGGGCCCGGACAAUCAGCCUGUGAGUUUUCAAGACAUGUAUGAAGCCAAAAGACAAGAGUUCCAUGAGCAGUGCCAGCGGGAGGAGGAAGAACUGAAGCAGACCUUUGUGCAGCGAGUGAAGGAGAAGGAGCUGACCUUUAAGGAUGCUGAAAAGGAGCUGCAGGACAAGUUCGAACACCUGAAGAGAAUCCAGCAAGAGGAGAUCCUGAGACUGGAAGAAGAGAGAAGAAAGUUAGAGGAGCAAAUCAUCGAGUUCUAUAAGAUGAAGGCCGCCUCUGAGACAACACAGGCUCAGGUGUGUACCAGCGUUAAGAAGGACAAAGAGCGUAAGAAGUAA